Cylicocyclus nassatus is the source of this 516-nucleotide messenger RNA. The record is from the annotation of a GenBank genome assembly. NCBI's taxonomy places the organism in Eukaryota, Metazoa, Nematoda, Chromadorea, Rhabditida, Strongylidae.
AUGGUUCCUCUUGCUGCACUCUCUUUGUCUAUAACCAUAUUUUCAUCAGUAGCCAUGACAGUGGUGCAUAGACGUGAUGCCGCUAAGCUUCGCGAUCUUGAAAGCAUGACCGGAUAUUCGACACUCAAUUACACAUUGAGCAUGAAGUUUCAACUAGCCGAAAACGUCCGCGUUACAAGGUGGCUCACCUACUCAUCGCUUGGUUAUGCUGUUUGGGCUUUCAUUGGAGCUCUGUUCGCCUUUCCACCACUUUUGGUCUUUAGUGAAAGCGAACUUAUCGGGCAACUUCUCCACGAGGUUUUGAACGUUUACUUUGCAGUGACAUUUGCAAUCGUUAUUUGGCUAUCACUUGCGGCAAGUGGUGAAUUACGGCAUUUCUUGAAUGCACUACUACCGCUCCGCAACCGCCGUAUUUCCAAUGCCUUGUAUCUGAACACAGUUCCUCUCAAAAGCAAUGAUUCCCUCAUCGCAACAGAACUGUAUUUUACACAUUUGAAAUCUGCAUGGGGUCCUUGA